UAAUUUUCUAUGCCUUCGUUCUCUUCUCCGCUCUCUUUCUCUUCUAAGUUUUCUAAACAAAGAAAAUUCUGCAACUGAAUCUCCACCUACGUAACGUUUCAAGCGAUUUGCAGUCAAGAUCAAGGAUUGAGUUUGUUUCUUUCCACUUCCUCGAUUAGGUAUCCAGAUGAGGAAGCUGGUGAAGUGCCCAUAUGCAUAAGCUUCCUUGGUAACAGGGGAUUUUACAGACCACUAAUAUUGAGAAUUUGCAUUUGGUUUGUUUUGAACACAAUGAUUGAUUGAAAAUAAUAUGUACGUGCAAGAAUUGGAGUGUCGUUGGUGGAUGAAAUUGAUACCAAGAUGAGAAGUUUGUUUUAAGAAAAAUUUCCUUUCUUCCCAGUUAUACAAAAACCAUGAGAGCACAUACUUAACAGUGUAUUGUAUUGUCUGAUGUGCGUUUGAUCUCAUUACAGGUGUAUAUAGGGCUAGAUAGAUAAGUUAUGCAAUGCCCAACAGAAAAGAUUGAGGGUCCGGAAUUUGAAGAUGCAAAAUAUAUACGAAAAGAUUGUUGUUUACCGACGUGCAACGCACGUGCACUCUACUUGUGAUCAAUAAGCCCAACACGCUUUUACGAAUGUGCCAAAUUAUUGUUGCACAUUCAGAAACUGGUACCCAGUCGGGCCGAUCUCCUCGUUUCUUUUUCCAUCCUAUGGUGUUUUCCAACUUAAUACCCAAUCUGGUAAUUGUAAAUUCCGAGGACUAGGGCUACGUGCAAAAGUAAACCAUCCGACGGUGUUAAAUGGACUGUUGUAAGGAGGUGAGCGGUCAAGCUUUGGGCGGAAAUAUCUGAGCCCCGUUAGAAUUGGGCGGAAGUCUCUUUUUCUCUUUAGAUUUCUUUAUUUCGAUCAAACCUCGCCCACUCUCAGAAUCUCUUCGCCAAUUUCAUCCGAUUUCCUCUCAAAUUGAUUUAGGGUUUCAUUUUGAUUCUUCUAUAGACAUCCAUCUAGUUAUCAAUGUAUUCCACUACUAGUAUGCACCAGUAAAGGAUUAGUUCUUCUUUCAACUGUCAAUCUACAGCCCCUCAGACUAAGAGAAAUGACGACGAAAACGACCACGAAUCUUACUAAUAAGAAGAAGAGAUUAUGGGAGUUAAUAUUCGCAUGUCUCUAUGCAAUUGCUUUCUACAUCUUCCUCAUUCAACGUUCUCUACAACUUUCACGCAAUCACUCUGAUAAAAUUUACAAUUUGCGACACGGUUGGAUCUCCAAUCGACUCAAUGAUGUAUCUGAUUCACAAUGGAGAAACUUCCGUGGGAAUUUACCAAUUCUUACUCUUGUGUUCGCUCUCUUUGUACUUUUGGCAAACAUUUCGAGGGCAUUGUUUGGCUUGAAAGGAAAAGGGAUGUCUGUUUUUUGGACAUUCAUUUCCUUCAUUUACUUAUCAUAUUUACACGGCGCUUGUGUUAUAUUCAUUGUUUCAAUUGCUUCACUUAACUAUCUUCUAGUAAAGAUGCUUGCAAAGUGGAGGUAUUUCCCGUGGGUACUUUGGAUGUUUAACGUGUUUUUUCUUCUGUGCAACCGUGUUUACGAAGGAUAUUCGUUUGUGACUAUCGGGCAACAUUGGGCUUUUCUUGAUAACUACCGUGGCAACUUUAGAUGGCACAUUUGCUUCAACUUUGUUGUUCUGCGCAUGAUAAGCUUUGGAUAUGAUUACUACUGGGCUCUUCAAGAUUCUGGUUUUGAUCUAAAGAAGCACAUUAAACGCUGCGAGAGCUGUUCCUUAGGGAAACCAUGUUACAAAUCUUUGCAGGAGAGAAGCGUUCCAAUUGACAGAUACUCGUACAUAACAUACAUUUGCUAUCUGAUAUAUGCACCUCUCUACAUUGCCGGACCAGUUAUAAGCUUCAACGCAUUCGCUUCACAGUUAGAUGCACCACAGAAAAAUCAUUCUGUCGGAUCGGUGGCUUUAUAUGGGUUAAGAUGGGUUCUAUGUUUAUUUCUCAUGGAACUAAUGACACAUUUUUUUUACUAUAACGCCUUUGCAACCAGUGCCUCAUGGAAACAUUUAUCUCCGUUGGAGGUUUUCAUCGUUGGAUAUGGGGUCCUGAACUUCAUGUGGCUGAAGUUCUUACUGAUCUGGCGCUACUUCCGGUUUUGGUCACUGGUUGGAGGCAUUGAAGCCCCGGAGAACAUGCCUAGAUGUAUGAAUAAUUGCUAUGACUUGGAAGGGUUUUGGAAAAGUUGGCAUGCUUCCUUCAACAAAUGGCUUGUCAGGUACAUGUACAUUCCUCUUGGUGGUUCUCAGAGAAAGCUACUCAAUGUGUGGGUUGUAUUUACAUUUGUGGCAGUCUGGCACGAUUUGGAGUGGAAGCUUCUUUCGUGGGCGUGGUUAACAUGUUUGUUCUUUAUCCCGGAAAUGGUAGUGAAAUCAGUGAUUACAUCAUUUAAGGCUAAAACUUCAUUUGAGGAGUUUGUCCUUCGUGAGUUCUGUGCAGUUGCUGGUGCCAUUACCAUUACAUGCCUCAUGGUUGCGAACCUCGUUGGUUAUGUCAUUGGUCCGUCAGGCAUUAAUUGGUUAAUUUCUAGAUUCCUCCAUAAAGAUGGACUACCUGUUCUGGGAGGCAUGCUUAUAACAUUUUAUAUUGGGACAAAGUUAAUGUUCCAUGUUCGUGAAGCAAAGGAAGCAGUGCAAUAGGAAUUUUAGAUAAUCCAGAAUUGAUCCUAUCCUUGUAACAUGAGAGGUUACAUCAACAUUUUGAUCUGAUCUACGAAAGAAAAUACAAAGGCAUGCGCAGUUGAGGUAGGGAUCGUCCGAAGCAAUUUUGUUAGACGCCCUUUCAGAAGAAAAAACAUAGAUAGCAUGGGUUGCAGAGAGGGAGUAUUUUGUCUGCCUUUGGCCACUGUAGAUUUCAAAUGACUCCAUGAUCCAAAAAUGUGUGUAGACAAUGUAGUAUAUUUCAACAUCACUUUAGCUUAUGCUUUGCGCGACCAUGUAUGGAUGUGGCGAUAAAUUUCUUGUGUGUAUGUCCUGUAAGAAUCGAAUAUCAAUUAAUUCUAUUGGCCUGAAAUUGCUCAGUUUUCUACAAAC
Papaver somniferum (opium poppy) is the source of this 3066-nucleotide messenger RNA. Its product is annotated as putative membrane-bound O-acyltransferase C24H6.01c. The record is from RefSeq and is a predicted model, not a curated record. Gene Ontology annotation, cellular component: endoplasmic reticulum. The coding region runs from base 1075 to 2673 and encodes 532 amino acids. Lineage: Eukaryota; Viridiplantae; Streptophyta; Magnoliopsida; Ranunculales; Papaveraceae. Gene Ontology annotation, molecular function: acyltransferase activity. The transcript is spliced from 20 exons.